Molecule: messenger RNA, 10427 nt
Organism: Nycticebus coucang (slow loris)
Lineage: Eukaryota; Metazoa; Chordata; Mammalia; Primates; Lorisidae
Gene: SGIP1
Product: SH3GL interacting endocytic adaptor 1
Exons: 24
Coding region: 76-2616 (846 amino acids)
Biological process (GO): clathrin coat assembly; clathrin-dependent endocytosis
Cellular component (GO): clathrin-coated pit; clathrin-coated vesicle; cytoplasm
Source: RefSeq, a predicted model, not a curated record
CUCGCUGGACCUGGAGUCCCAUCCUGCCGCGUCUCUGCAGACUCCUUGGAGAUUGAGGAAUGCAAUUCUGCCACCAUGAUGGAAGGACUGAAAAAACGCACAAGGAAGGCAUUUGGAAUACGGAAGAAAGAAAAGGACACUGAUUCUACAGGUUCACCAGAUAGAGAUGGAAUUCAGGGGAAAAAAAAGACCCAGAAGACUCGGCUUCUCCUCACCUCUUGCUUCUGGCUCAGAGCCCUCUCGUUAGUGCUGUCUCAGAAGAAAAGCAAUGGGGCACCAAAUGGAUUUUAUGCAGAAAUCGACUGGGAAAGAUAUAAUUCCCCUGAGCUGGAUGAAGAAGGCUACAGCAUCAGACCCGAGGAACCCGGCUCUACCAAAGGAAAGCACUUUUAUUCUUCAAGUGAAUCAGAAGAAGAAGAAGAAUCCCACAAGAAAUUCAACAUCAAGAUUAAACCAUUGCAAUCGAAAGACAUUCUUAAGAACGCUGCGACUGUGGAUGAGCUGAAGGCGUCAGUGGGCAACAUCGCACUGUCCCCAUCCCCAGUGGGUGCAAUUAAAAGGAACUUAUCCAGUGAAGAAGUGGCCCGACCCAGGCGUUCCACACCAACUCCGGAGCUUAUAAGCAAGAAGCCUCCCGAUGACACUGUGGCCCUAGCGCCCCUCUUUGGCCCACCACUAGAAUCAGCUUUCGAUGAGCAGAAGACAGAAGUUCUUUUAGAUCAGCCUGAAAUAUGGGGCCCAGGCCAAGCAGUUAACCCAAGCACAGAGUCGCCAAAGUUAACCAGGCCUUUUCCCACCGGAACACCUCCUCCACUGCCUCCGAAAAACAUACCAGCAACCCCGCCCCGAACAGGAUCCCCCUUAACCGUGGGACUGGGAAAUGACCAGUCAGCUGCAGAGGUCAAAAUUGAAAAGCUACCAUCCAUCAAUGAUUUGGACAGCAUUUUUGGCCCAGUAUUGUCCCCCAAGUCUGUUGCGGUUAAUGCUGAAGAAAAGUGGGUCCAUUUCUCUGAUACGUCCCCGGAACAUGUUGCUCCGGAGUUGACUCCAAGGGAACAGGCUGUGUCCCCGCCGGCUGCACCAGACAACCCGGCUGGUUCCCCAGCACCAGGCCCUCCCAGCUCCCCAGCACCCCCGGCCCCCCCAGGGCCCCCUGGGCCUCCUCGAAAUGUACCUUCACCACUAAAUUUAGAAGAAAUCCAGAAGAAAGGCGUGGAGCAGACCUUCGUUAAAGAUGAUUACUUAGAAACAAUCUCAUCUCCUAAAGACUCUGGGCUGGGACAGAGAGCAACCCCACCUCCCCCACCACCACCCACCUACAGGACGGUGGUCUCGUCCCCCGGACCUGGCUCAGGCAGUGGUGCGGGGACCACCAGUGGUUCCUCGUCCCCAGCCCGACCGGCCACCCCACUGGCUCCCUGCAGCAGCAGCACCCCACCUCCGCCUCCCCCGCGGCCUCCGUCUCGGCCAAAGCUACCUCCCGGGAAGCCUGGAGUCGGAGACGUGUCCAGACCUUUUAGCCCUCCCAUUCAUUCUUCCAGCCCUCCUCCGAUAGCGCCGUUAGCCAGGGCGGAGAGCACGUCUUCAAUCUCGUCCACCAACUCCCUGAGUGCAGCCACCACGCCCACAGUUGUGUCAGAAGAUGAUGUUUUUUAUGACAAACUGCCCUCGUUUGAAAGGCGCUGUGAAACGCCUGCAGAGAACGAGCAGCCUUCCCUCGUUUGGUUUGACAGAGGAAAGUUUUAUUUGACUUUUGAAGGUUCUUCCAGGGGGCCCAGCCCCCUAACCAUGGGCGCCCAGGACACCCUCCCUGUUGCAGCAGCUUUCACGGAAACUGUCAGCGCCUACUUCAAAGGAGCAGAUCCCAGCAAGUGCAUUGUCAAGAUUACUGGAGAAAUGGUGUUGUCUUUUCCUGCCGGGAUCACCAGACACUUUGCCAAUAACCCAGCCCCAGCUGCUCUGACCUUCCGGGUGAUAAAUUUCAGCAGGUUAGAACAUGUCCUGCCAAACCCUCAACUUCUCUGCUGUGACAAUACACAAAAUGAUGCCAAUACCAAGGAAUUUUGGGUAAACAUGCCAAAUUUGAUGACUCACCUAAAGAAAGUGUCUGAACAAAAACCCCAGGCUACAUAUUACAAUGUGGACAUGCUCAAAUACCAGGUGUCUGCCCUGGGCAUUCAGGCCACCCCGUUGAACCUGGCCGUGAGCUGGCGGUGCGAGCCGGGGAGCACCGACCUGCGCGUGGACUACAAGUACAACGUGGACGCCAUGGCCACAGCCGCGGCCCUCAACAACGUGCAGUUCCUGGUGCCCAUCGACGGCGGGGUCACCAAGCUCCAGGCCGUGCUCCCACCUGCAGUCUGGAAUGCUGAACAACAAAGAAUAUUGUGGAAGAUUCCUGAGAUUUCCCAGAAGUCAGAAAAUGGAGGAGUGGGGUCUUUGUUGGCAAGAUUUCAGUUAUCCGAAGGCCCGAGCAAGCCGUCCCCACUGGUCGUGCAGUUCACCAGUGAAGGAAGCACCCUGUCAGGCUGUGACAUUGAACUUGUUGGAGCAGGGUAUCGAUUUUCACUCAUCAAGAAAAGGUUUGCUGCAGGAAAAUACUUGGCAGAUAACUGAUACAAUGUCAUGCAAGGAUUUGGAGAAUUCAUAAAUUGGAGAACUGUUGUAUGAGAAACAGGUUUUAAUUUUGGUUUGAUGACAGCAAACCAGUGUCUGCCCUUGGGAUGUAUCGGCUGGAAAGUCAGUGACUUCAGCCAGGGUCUCCCUCACACAAAACCACGCUGACAGUCCCACAGUAUUUACUUCUAGUGUAAUAUUGUUAAUGGUUUUAAAAUGUAAUUAUUGUAUUUGUAAAUUGUACUCUCAUUCCAGUAAGGCAGUUAGACACUUGAGUUUUAGCAUUUUGCCAUUCCUGAAAUGGAUGUAAUUUAAACUGUGGUAUGUAAAUUUACUAGUAGUACUGUGGAACAGCACAACGCUUACGGAGGUAGACUGCAUUCUGUCAGUAUAUAAAAUUUAAAUAUAAUAUUGAUAGCUGUCACAAAGGGGUGCCACAUACAAAGAAACUUAAGUGGAACCAGAAAAAAAAAAAAGAAGCAAACUACUUUUCUUUAGUCUUUAGUAUGUUUUACUCUAGUUCUAAAUAAAAAUUCUAUCUUCAAAUGUUUAGUGGAUUAAAUUCAGAAAUAUUUCAGAAAAAAUUCUAAGGUUACAGUAUAUUCAAAGAAAAGCAUUAACUACCACUUUUUAAAAAAGCUUUUUUUUCAAACCGCAAAUUUCAUAAAAAUGCAAAAUGUGUAAACAGGGCCUCUUAUUUUUAUAACUUGUGUAAAAAGGAAAAGCAAUUCAUAUUUAAAGUUUAAGUAUAUUAAAUUAUAAUCAAGAAUAAAAAAGAUAUUGCAGUCUUCACUACUUCCCCUCUCUCCUCAGCUCAGCAGAUGUAGAGAUUGCUGAAUAGUCAGACUAAAACCCAAACUGCAAUUCUGAGAUCACGAGACUAUCCGUAAUUGAACUGGUUGACAAUUUUUGCACAAUUGUUCUGCGCACAGGAUUCGCUCACCUUGUGUGGGGAUUCACUCACGGGAAUCAAAACACUAAGAAUAUUAGAAAAAAGAAGUUAGUACCCUGUUUAGAACCAGAAGAAUUUUAAUCAUCAUUUAUAUCAUUUGGAAAAGAAGAAAUAAGCUUUAUAAAUGAAAUUCUAUUCACAUUGUUGUGUAAUAAAUUUUCCUCUGGAUGAUUAAGAUUAAUGGUAUAAAAUUAUAAAUCUUUGCCUUUCUUGGAGAAUCAAGAGGAGAGUCAUCAAAAAUUUAUGUCGUUUCAUUUUCAAAAUAUAAUAAAAACUACAAUCAGUCUGAUUCCACAAUGUGAACAAUUCAGAGAGAACUUCUUCAGGAGUCCCAAUGGUAAAACCUUUAAGAUCUGGAAACAGUAGUUUUCCUUUAAGUCACAGAACUUACUUUAAACAUAAACCAAUUCCUAUUAUAGGUUAUACCAUUAAAUAAUUAUAAUUAUUGAGUUGUUAUGUUUAUCAUUAGUGGCUAAAAUUUCAUUUUAUAUACACUCAACGUUGACAAAGAAUCUUUAGCCCCUUUAAAUUUUAGAAUCAACUUAAAUUUUUUAAGUCUUACUUUCAAAAUGAGAUUGUGACUGGUAAUUGUUUAUAGUGGAACUUUUUAAAUUAAUAUUUGUACUCCUCAAUCAGUUCUUGCUAACAAAAGAAUGUUUAAAAUGAUCUGUUUUACCUUGGAAGAAUUUUUAAUCAUUCAAACGAGCUCUCAGUUGGCUCUCCAAAGCAGUCUAGUGUUGAAGUUUGUUUGAACAAACAAAUUAAUAAAUUCAUUUUAUGUAAAGAUAUUCAGUUUGAUUUUGAAGCAAAAAUAGAAAGUGCAAGAUUUAAGAUUCUGUGAAACGUGGGGAAAUUUAGACACUAAAAUCAAUGGGGAAUAAGCAGAAGAAAAUUACCCAGCAUAGGAAUAUAAAAAUGUGUUUUAAAGUCAUCAGUUCAUGAAAAGACAUAUUGAAUUAACUCAAAGCAUAUUAAAAAAAUGUGUAACUGUAACUGGUUCUCAUGUCUUUCUCUUUAUACUUUAUUCAAUUUUAUUUUAUAUAGAUCUAAAAUGAAUCAUUAAACACAAGGUUUAUUUCCCCAAAGAAUGGUUUUUUUGGUACCAUACAAGUGUAAUUAAGAAGAUAGAUUACAGUAAUCUCUAACAUUUUCCAGAUGUUUCCAGGAACUAAAUUUGAAACUAUGAAGAAAUCCUACUAUCCCUUAAUCGGGCUUUAUGAAACAGAAUGGAUGGCAGUGGUUUCAAAAUUAUUAAACUUUGAAUAAUCCGAACCUCAGUAAGGAAGGUAUCCCUUCACCUUUCAGAAAAGAGAUCGAAGAAUAACAUCUAAGUGUGAAUCAGGGAUUUAGAUUUUGGUGUUUUACUUUGUUUUUUUUAAUCUUAUAGGUUAUAAAUUCCUGCUCCAUCUGUAUCCAUAAUACUGUAGAAUAAGAAUUCAAGUUCUGAAAAAUGGUCCUGGACCAUGGAAGAGUCUUAGUUACCAAGGCCAUAUUCAGCCAGGUACCAUCAGUUCCUGGUUCAGAACAAGAUGGACUCACACAGGGUCAGACAAUUUCCAGUGCCAGGGGUUGAAAUACAAAGGAAGAGUUCUAGUUAAGCAGAACAUUAUGAUUAAAAUGGGUUUGCUUUAUCAAGACAGAAACCACAAAUGAUGCUGCUUUAUUUUGGCAACAUGGAAAGUUUUUCUUUUCAAAUAAAUACCCUAUUUUCAUGAAAUUUUUAAAAAUAAAUCCUUGUUAAGAAUUAGUCUGAAUUUUAUCAUAAUUGGAAUUUAGGCUUACUAAAAAUUACAUUUUUAAUCAUUUUUAAAUCUCUGCUCUUCUCUACACUUACAGCCAAAAUGAAAUUCCCCGUGGCACGAAGUUUCACCUGUAAAGAGUGUCCACAACCCAGGUGGUUGUCAGUGAAUUGACAGGACCCUCCAACAGCAUUCUUUGUUUUGUUUGUAUUCAAUCUCCAUCUGCAAAGUGUUGGAGCCAUAAUUGUACUGAUUUCCAUUUCUAAAUCUUUUCAAGGAGACAGAUAACUGCACUAGCCCUUCCACACUCCUGCUAUGUGGACACUGGACAAGCCCCCACUUUCUUCAACUUCUCAUCUUCGGGGUGGGGGCUGCCAGUGCCAGUGGUUUUCAAGCUUUUAUUAACAAUAGGCCUUUUAUCUUUCUUUUUUUUUUUUUUUUAAUAAAAUUGUGUGGAGAAUCUUGUUAGGCAAAACCGCUCAAAGCAAUGAAGGAGUUUCUCCAGCAGUUUGAAUCUAAGCCCCCAGGGUAUAAACCAUAGCAACACAACAAUGACCUAGAAAGUGGCUUCCAGCUCUCUGAAGCUCCAUGGUUCUACUUCAGUAGCUAAACCACUUUUUGAGAUUUUAUAAAGAAACUUACAUAAUCAGAGUAAUUGACUGAUGUGCACUAACAAUUGUUAUAUUUAGUUGAUAUAUAGACUGCUUACCAUGUACCAGUCACUACAGUGAUAAAAGGGACUUAGUCCUUACACCAAUUCAGAAAUGGCAGGUACUCUUUUUACAAAUGAUUGACAUUUGUAAAAUGAUUGACAAAUGAUUUACAUUGAGGCUUAGGCAGAUAAAUUAAUUUUCCAGAAGUGACCCUGCAGUUGGACAUGACCUAGUUACCUCGACUGCAAAAGGAAGUUUCAUCUGUCUUGCUUUGUCCAUUCUGGGGAAAAAAAAAAAAAAUCUGUUUUAUUCUAUUGUACACAUUCCAUUUGAAUGCCAAGGUAAUAGUUGCUAUGAAAACUAAUAUCAAAAUAAGAAUAAUUCCAAUGACAAAAUCAAGGGAAAAGAAUCCAUGUUUGUCCAGGUAUGGCCUGGGGGCCAUUGUACCACCCCUUAAACAAGGGCAAUGAUUUUGGCUACGUUACUACUACAUCCUUAGAGCCUGGAAAGGGGUAAGCACUGAUAAAUUUGCAUUGCAUUAAAUCAACAAAUUUCUAGGGAUGAGACUCGGGAACAUGUAUUUUGAUAAGCACCCGCAUCUGAGCAUCACUGGCUAGUGUCUCUCCAAGCAUCUUCCUAGUGCUGACAUUAUACCAGAUUUUAAGCAUUAAAUUUUAAGUUGACAAUCAUUUUCCUAGUGAGUUUAUUUUUUCAUUCAGUUUUACUUCCUCCAAUCUUAAAAAAAUUGGGCGUUUUUCUAGGGACUUCUUUACCUUCUCCUUGGAGUUCUUCUGUGAAGGCUAACUCAGUUUCUAAGGAGCCUGAAAGGCCACCUCUGAUUUUCCUACUUCUGUCCUUUUCUUCAGUGUCUUAAAAGACGUGAAGUAUUAGGGCAGUUGCAAGCUAUCGCUUGUUCCAAACACAAAAUCUUAAUAAUGUCUCCUUUGCAAGGACACUCAAGCCUCUAACUUAUGACCCUAUUUAUCUGGUAGACUUUUGAUUUUUACAGUCAUAGAUCAGCCUCAUUCUAAAAGAAUUGCACUGAUCACUUUUAAUUUGGGCAUUUUUUCAAAAUAAUCACAGGCUGUCAAUUAAAAGUUGAGCAAUACAGUAAAAUACACGGAUACCUACCCAAGAGAUGAGUAUGCGUGUGUGUCUGCGUCGAAGCUCGUCUACCCCGAAAGAGCACACAGUUGAGCUAAAUCCCGAUCCCUCUGAAUGAACUCACUUUGCCAAUUCUUUGUGAUCAACAAAUUUUUUUAAAUGGAAGCAUCAUUUUGAAUAAUACCAAAAUGAAGGCGAGCUCUAAUAAGUAAAUAUGAUCUUUUUGUGCAAUAAGUGAAAUUAAAUUGUUGCUCUGAAUGAACAAAUCAACCCAAGUUCUGUUGAUUAAAGAGGCCACCCUGACGACCCCACCGCCACCCUUCAGUGUAUGCACUUGCUCUCGAGGCUUUAUUGAUUUUUCUUACUCAAUUGGUUUUUUUUUAAUUGGGCAACCAGCCUCUAAAUGCAAUUCUCUCCUCAUGAAUUAAUUACGACUGCUACUCUAUUACUCUUGUCCAUGGAAUGUAUGGAAGGAAAACGAGGUAGAAGUCCGUUGCUUAAGUCUCUAAACGUUAUAAACAAACAAAAAAAACACUUGCCUUUCUCUUGUGCCAGUGCUUCAAUGUUCUAUCAUCUUCUGCAAGCUACAGUUGUAUUUCUAAUAAUUAAAAUAUAAAUCUCUCUCUUGAAGGCCAAUUUAAAUUCUAUGGAGUUGAGCGUGGCGAGCCCUCUUGGUUGGUCUUCAUGUUUAAAAUCUGACUUCUAUCUCUUAGGAACAGGUAUGCCUAAGAGAAAACAGGCAUCUGUUCAUAGACAUUCGCAUGGGUGUGAUAAUCUGUCCUCUACGCUUACCUUUUAAAGUUAUUUUUCCUUUUAUUUGUAGUAUUUCUGAUUGUUUCCUUCUGUCCCUAGAAUAGUACAUUGCCUGUCCUAAGUACAUCUUUACCUUUGGGGGGUGGGGAGAGAGGAUGGUAUUUCAAGAAACAGCAAAUAUAUUUUUAAAUGGCUCUUACUAUUUUAAAGAAAAGAAGUAAAAUAUAUUUGGACUAUAGUCAUCCAUAUUCCAGUAUUUUUCCAAUGUUCACUGUGGUGUGAAAACAGUGGUCCAGUACGGUAACCCUCCCUCCAGGAACAUGAAUCACAAAUGUUAGUGUUUUAGUGAUGCUUAAUGAAGUCUUUGGAUCAGGAGAAGACUUUUCCCUAAGCACACUUUGAAAAACCUUUGGAAAAGUUUUCUCUUAACACUAGUUAAUACGUCUUUCAGUGACUGUAAAUUACACAACCAGGAACGCUUUGAAAAGAUGCUCCUGAGUGUGUGUUUUAACUUUGAGGAAAUUCCUCUCAUUUCAAAUGAUCUGUUGUUUAUUUUAGAUGUUGCCUGUGUCUCUUAGUGAAUUUAACUUUGUCAUCUAAAAUAUUCAAGGCAAUGAGAUGAUUUUAAUGUUAUAAGUUUUAUUUUUAAGACUGGUACUGAAGACCAGCACCUCAGGCCCCUAUCUGUUCAGGACAUUCCAAAGUGUUUGCAGUGGAGAAUCAACGUGAAUGAACAAUCUUUUCUAACAUUUUAUUAAACAGCUUUAGGAAACUGAAUCAUGGUAGGUCAAGGUUGACAGUAUUUUCUACAUAUGCUUGUUAGAGAUUAUGAAAUACAUUUUAGUUAAAGCUAAGAACAAGGCACAGUUUAGCAUAGAUUUUGCAAGAUUCUACAUGUUUCUAAUGAGCCUUUCACAGUUGGGUUUUGGGGUUUUUUUGUUUGUUUUUGUUUUUUUGUUUUGGCUUGGCUUUAUUUUACACAUCAAUUGUUUUUAUACAAAAUCAACAAAUCAGCAAUGGUCCUUUAAAAACUUCAUGGGUAAAUUUUUAGUUAUCAGAAAAGAAUAAAGCUGAAUUACUUUACAUUUUUCUAACUUUAAUUUUAAAUUAGUUCAGAGUUUAUGAAUCAGACUGAUAGCUCCUAAGCCAUUUAUAAUUUUUAAAUGUUCCACUGAAUGAGUAUAUAGUGCAAAUGUUCAUUUCAUAUCAUUCACUUUUAUAUUCCUUCGGUGACAUUUUUUUCUGGCAAAAUAAGUGCUUGAUGUUAUUCCUACAUCACUUUAAACUAUUUUAUGUAAUACACCAAAUAGCUGUCACGGAGAUCACUAUCCCAAGAUCCAAGGUUUAAUUUUUUCUCUUCCUUUAGCGAUGCCAGGGUGAAAAUUCUUAUACCUGUGUUGAAUUUUUAGGGCCGUAUUUAGUUCCCACUUUCUUAAGUGGAUAUGCACAAAAGAGAUCAGCUCCUGUCUGAUAUUCUCUGUCUUUCUCAAGGGGAAUUGGGAAAUUGUUGCUGAAUAAUUUUUCUCAAAAAAGCUAAGCAUAUAAUGACAUGCUAAUCCUAUCUGAGUAGAACUUCACUGCAGGCCAAGCAGUAAUUUGUGGAGCUAGCUUUUGAAGCUGUUUGAAACGUGUAUUUCAAUUAAAAAUAAUUUUUAUUUUUCAUGUGUAAGUAAAAGAUUUGUUUCAAUGACAUGGUUAAAUUUUAAUUAUCAUUCCUACUAAGCAGCCUUAUAAGGCGUUGAUUUUUUAAACUUGUACCUUUAACAGUAAGAAUAACAGGAAAGGAAUUUCAGAGAAAUUUGGCUGUGUUUCCAAAGGUAAUGAAAUUCCAUCAACUAAGGGAAAUGCUAUCAGUGUAUAAUUUGAUUUUGUGGUAGCCUUUGCUUAGAGUUCUCUGUGAUUUGUGUAGCAAAAGUGGACUAAAUUUCUUUAGAAUCUGAGUAUAUAAUUUCACAAAACACCUUGGUGUGAAAUACUCACAAAAGGAAUAGUGGAUCAAAAUACUUAAGAUACUUUUUAAAUUCCGUCAAAAUGUUGGUCCUGGCCUUUUCUCCUACACUUCCAGUUCAACUGAGUAACUUAUUCUGAUGGCCGUUACUGCUUAGUCUGUGAGGAAAGCUUUACUGCUUCUGUGCUGUGCUCAAGAAAAAAAACAGCAAAGAAGCAGAGACUGGUCCUUUCACCAGCUGCCGCAGAGCUCUCUGAGGAGUGUGGCACCAACUUGUCAAAGGUUAUCUCGAGACCAUCCAAACUUUACUUGCCUUAUGAGUUAGAAAAAGUCUGGCUAUCACUUGUUUGUAAAUAAUGAUUUUUAUAAAUGUUUUUCUUUAUAAUUUUCCCAAUCAUCCAUUUCACAAAAUCCUAAAUAUGCAAUUAUUUACCAUGACAUCUCCUUGCAUCUGGGGAGUCCCAUUUCAGAACAAAGUUUAAUUCUAUAUAUAAGUUGGUAUUGGAAUGUGAUUUUUUUUUCCUGGAAAAUAAAUGAAAAAUAUGUUUAAAAAGUUGAGCUGUGAAUCUCUUUUGUUGUCAGAUUCUUAAAAUUUUCUAGAAAUCUUCAUGGAAUCUUUUUAGUGGGGAUGGAGGCCCAAAGAUCUGGCAAAGGUCGAGGGU